AUGGCACAAGACACAAACGAUUCGCGGCCUAGGACGCAGGAACAUAUGCCAUUGUCUUGUGUAAGCGAUAGUAAUGAAAAAGCGCAUGCCAAGUUUGCAUUCACUGACGGCGGGUUUUUAUGUUCCUGGAAGAACUAUCAAAUAAUAUGCAAUUUCAACAAGCCGGUUGAGAGUGUUCGUCUGGUGGAUGAGAGUGGGUAUGGGCCUACUGUAAGUUACAAAUAGUAAAAUUUGUUUUGGUUUUCUGCCAUCCCUAGCUUUACACAUUUGCUUUGAAGACACAGCAGUCUUUGAACAACUCAAUAUAACUAUUUAUUUUAGAUACCUGUAAUGAAACCUGUAACUGGAAACAUUCCAUUAGUUGCGUGCUUAUCAAGAACUUUCUAUUUUGAUAAUUGGCCUGUACUAUUAGCAGCGUUGGAAAUGUACGCAGCCUUAGGAGUAAGCGAGUUUGAUUUACGAAUUAUGAACAUCAUCAAAGAGAUACAUGACCUUCUCAAGCUGUACGAAACCAAAAUAAACCUAAACGUGGAACCCGGACUUGUCAUACCUAAAAUUGUGAGUUGAAAUACUGAUUUUGUUGUAUUUUAAGGCUGGCUAUGACCCCAAUGUGAGAACGGCAGCGAUAAACCAAAGAAUGUGCUAUAAUGAGUGUUUUUACAAAUAUCGUGAAGCUGCCGAGUUUAUAUUAUUUGCUGAUCUGGACGAUGUGAUCUUCGCGACGACUUUGAACCUGCUUGUUGAAGCUUGGAAAUAUCAUUCUCUGCAUCCAGACGUAGCGGGAUUCGAGUUUCUUUGGAGGAAUGCUGAGUACAAUAAAGGUAACUUACGUGUUAUUGUGUGUGCUGCAGUUGUAUUUGUAAGGCAGGUAUUAAAACUAAAUCUAAAACAGGACUACUAAACACCAGCUCCUUAAAAGGUCUAAAUUUUUUUGACGUGCAGUUUAGUAGCUCUUAAAUUUUAAGAACAACCUAAUAUAAACAAUCAUUUAGUACCAUCUACCUCCUCCUUUUCUCUGGGCGACAUAUUUAACGGCCUUGAAAUAGAGAAGCUUCAAGACGUUGGGAAAUCAAUCGUAAUUCCAAAAAAGCUGCCAUUUUCUACUUUACAUUUCGUGCGUAGAAUGCAAUACAAAGGUGUAGCGUUGAAGAGUAUGAACGUGACGGAGAAGGACGGUUUUACUCUUCAUUUGCGAAAUAUUCGGCCUGAAAAAAUAAGGAAAAGCCAAUAUCCUCAAGAAAUGAAUUUUUUCAUGACAACAGUUUCGAACAACUUUUUGAAACGCAAAGAAAACAGCAAUUUUAAAAUGGCUUUGGAGAAUCUACCACAAGAGCCCUUCUUUGCUCCACAACUAAGGGCGUGUAAGAACAAGAUAUACGACAACCAAGCUGUUGGCGUAUCCGAAUGUCAUAGUCUUCAGAAUUGUGACAUUGACUUUGCUCACGGCCCCAAAUGCUUAGCAAUCUCAGCUGACUACAUUAAACAUAGUUACAGGAAGUUAAAUGUCUAUUCGUAUAGCAAUCGACAAAUUAUUCACAAAGAAAAUUGUAAAUUUGAGUUACCAGAACCAGUAGAAGUGCAUCGAUACUCAUUUUUAAAAAUAUAUUUUUCUGUUAUUGUAUUUUUUGUGUUUUUAUUUACUCUUUCUUACUUAAGUAGGCCCAGUGAAAAUAAAGUUUGUAUGGUCUAAUUAACAAAUUUUACAGUUUGCGUUUUGUUAAUUUUGUUAUCUGUGGCCAGACAAUAUCGUAAAAUAACCUUAUUAUACAGUGAAACUCUGGUACAACGAACUCCUCAAUAUAAAAAUUUCCGUAAAAACUUUUAAACGACCGUCUAAAGUGCCUUUAAAUUCUCUAAACCAACAUCCCAUACCACCUCGAAAACGCCUUUAAAAAAUUCUUUGAAAAAAGUUACGGUCUUCACCAUAUCUCAUGAAGAAGGUUGUCAGAAUGUUUUAUAAUGACUUUAAAAUGUUUGGUUAUUAACUGCCUGACGGGUUUUAAUAAAUAUUAUUUAUAAUUUACUUUUAUCAUAAAAAUAUUUUAAAAAUUUUCAAAUUUCGAAAAAUUGACAUUGCCAAAAAAAGGCCAGGUUAAGGCCAAGCCAAGGUCAGACUAAGGCCAGGUUGCGUCAAUUUUGUAACCCUACGACAAUAUGUUGUUUUAAGUCUCCUGCGUUUUGGUGCUCCACAACGAUUUUCUCAACAUAACAUAAAAAUAAUAAACCGUACCAUUUUGUGAAAAGUCAACAUGCUGUAAGACACUUUAAUCAAUACAUACAAAACAGCAAUCACAAAAAAAUCUUCGAAAGAUGUUUAAACGUCGCCGAAAGAACUGAGUCAUGUCCAAACCGUUAGUUGUAUUAAAAUAAAGUUUAAAAAAAUUUUUAUAGCAACUUUAAUUCUAUGAGAUUUACGCUAACCUUACUGACAUAGGGGCGGGCAUUAUCUUGAUCUUCGUAUGUUACUUUAGGGUUUUUAAAACGCAAAAACCAUAAAACAAUUCAUAUUUUUUUAGAAAUAUCUAUCUUACCUUAUCCUACCAUAUUCUACCCUACCCUAUUUCUACCCUGCCCUACUUUUUAAAUUUAUUUUUCCCGCCAAGCGCCUAUCUUGAAAACUAUGAUAGAUUUCAAAAAACUAAUAGCAUCCAGAAGGAUCAGCACCAUUCCAAAUAGGGGGGGGGAGUAGAAAAAGUUUCAGACCGAUUCGGCCGGUAGAAAAAAAGCGCGGGAAAACAAAAUUCAAAUUCCGGACUCCCGCAUUGGGUCCGGUCCGGGAAGAACUCUACGUGAACGGAACUUUCGUUAUAGACGAGUUCGUUAAAAAAGAGUUCCAUUGUAAAGGUUUCAAUUAAUACUUUUCUAUAUUUUUUUAUUUUUUUAAAUUUCAGAAUGCUGCUUCACAUUCAAGGACUUCGGUGCGUAGCGGUGCUAUUUGUAGUAUUAUACCAUUUGUGGCCGAGUUAUGUCAAAAAUGGAUUCCUUGGGGUAGAUGUGUAAGUUUUUGCAAAUUUAAAAAAAAUACUUUUAUUACCCUGGCUUACCCUACCCUAACUUACUUUACCCCUUCCUAACCAAUCCAGUCCACCCUACCCUAACACCUUCCUCUACCGUACUUCAACCUCAUAGCCUUAGCUAUCAUUCUAAUUUUCAGGUUUUUUGUAAUUUCUGGAUUCCUAAUGCACAUGUUGAUGGAAAACAAAGAAGUAUCCAUAUCGAAUAUCUCAACUUUUUAUUUCCGCCGCUUCCGCCGAAUUCUGCCCCUUUACCUUACAAUACUCUUGGUCACAGCUGUCAUAGCCGUACUAACGUUUACCGUAUAUAAGUACAAGAGUGUGUCUCGUGAACUACAAACAGCAGCUACCUUCACUUCUAACGUGUUCUACCUACCAGAUACGAACUAUUUCGAGUUUAACAACAAGUAUCCCUUGUUUUUGCACACAUGGUCGUUGGCUGUUGAGAUUCAGUACUAUUUACUGUUUCCAUUACUGUACCUUGUUUUUAGUUUUAUAAGGAAGUUGAACCAGAAUUGUCAUUACGUGGUUGUUACUGGCGUCUUGGCUCUUAGUUUGUUUUAUCAAACACGGAAUCAGAGAGGUAAAGUUUCAACACUACAUAAUAACAUGCAUGAAACAAAAGUAAAACAUGUAGUCAAGUGUUCCAUUGAGAACUAA
This is a messenger RNA of Bursaphelenchus okinawaensis, 3674 nucleotides long. The record is from the annotation of a GenBank genome assembly. NCBI's taxonomy places the organism in Eukaryota, Metazoa, Nematoda, Chromadorea, Rhabditida, Aphelenchoididae.